UGUGAAUGACACUUCAGGAACUCCUGCUGCCACCGCAUGUAGCGCAUAGAAGGAGGCGUAAACACUGACACAGCUCACAGACAGCAAGUGAACAGAUGUUGGGCCAAAUGGCGAAAACGCCAUUCCAUUGAGAAAAGUUUUGAAAAUGGAGAUGAGUGGAAACAACGAAUGCUAUGGCUGUGGCCGCAUGGGUCACAAGGCUAAGAAUUGCCCCAAUCCGAGGGGAGGACGUGGGAGAGGCCGGGGACGAACAAAGGAAAUGUUCUGCUAUCGGUGUGGAGAUCAGGGGCAUAUUGCCCGGGAUUGUGUCCAGACUGAGGAAUCGUGCUACAACUGCCGGAGGAGUGGCCACAUUUCCCGCGAAUGCAAGGAGCCGAAGAAGGAGAGGGAGCCUCUGUGCUUCACCUGCGGCAAACCCGGUCACAUCGCUCGUGACUGUUCACACGCCAACGAGCAGAAGUGCUACUCCUGCGGCGGCUUCGGUCACAUCCAAAAGCUGUGCGAGAAGGUGAAAUGUUACAGGUGUGGCGAGAUCGGUCACGUCGCUUUGCACUGCAGUAAGGCCAAUGACGCCAACUGCUACAACUGUGGAAAGACGGGCCACGUGGCAAAAGACUGCAGCAUUGAAGCCACAGCAUAAUCUGUGCCCUCUGUUGCCCCUCCUUUUUUUCAGAUUGAUGGUUGGUUGUAUUAUUUUUCUCUGAAACCUCUUCACUGGCCCAAAGUCGGCUAACAGAGGCUAGUCCCAGGCCAGUGAGCCUCUCGACAUGUAAUACAAAUGAAAGGGGUGAAAAAAAUCUUUCUGCAUUCAAUACAAAAAUGUUUUAGUUUGGUAGCGGUGUUAUGUAUUAUGCUUUGUUAAAGAAUCCCCCUUUCCAAGCCACUGGUGAUCGGAGAUGAGCAGGUGGGACUAAACAUGGGAAUCAUAGGACCUUCUGAGAGCGAGUCUCAGUCAAGUGAGAUAAAAGAAGGGAGUUAAUGGAAACCGAACUUCCAUGUAUGGUUAUUUUGGUUUGUUUUUGUGGGAUACGAGUUGGCCAAGAGAGAAGAAACAUUUCACAACAUGCUUUUCAGCCCAACUAAGCAGCAAAACGGGCGAGUUAAAAUAAACAACGCACUAUAUUGCUAAGAUGUACAAAUGAAUUUGGAGGUGAUUAAAGAAUACAUUUCUUUUAUAGACAUCUGUUUACAAUCUAACUGGCGUGUGGUUCAGCCAAGGCAGACGUUUCUUUCAAUAAAUGCUUUGGGAUUCUGAUUUAUUUUUCUUACCUUGGCAAAAAGUAACAUCAAGGAGUCAGAACAGCAGAAUUAGGAGUUAUUUGGGGAUGAAAAAAAGUUUUCACUGAAAUCAAAUGUUAUUUUUGUACAAUAUCACUUAGACUACUGUAUAAAUACCAUUUGCUUGUACUCAGUUUUUAAGUCGGAAGGAAAGUGCAACUGAAGUCCUAGAUCAUAGAAGUGUAAUUUUAAACUAUCAAUAAAGCUGGAGGAGCACGGACAA
Molecule: messenger RNA, 1501 nt
Organism: Synchiropus splendidus (mandarinfish)
Lineage: Eukaryota; Metazoa; Chordata; Actinopteri; Syngnathiformes; Callionymidae
Gene: cnbpa
Product: CCHC-type zinc finger, nucleic acid binding protein a
Exons: 6
Coding region: 146-640 (164 amino acids)
Biological process (GO): positive regulation of cytoplasmic translation
Cellular component (GO): cytoplasm
Molecular function (GO): single-stranded RNA binding; mRNA binding; translation regulator activity
Source: RefSeq, a predicted model, not a curated record